AUGGAGAAAAUACACUGCUUUCUCGCACUGCUUAUAGUGCUUUCGCCGAUACACAAUGCAUCUAGUCUCUUAGACGUCAGUGCUUUACCAAACCAUAUUGGCCGCGGAAUGCGAGAGCAUCAUGGAACCGAUAGAUGGAAAGAUAGUUACCCAAUCCAUUUUUCUUCGAGUCAAAAGAAGGCUUCAGACACUGUUGUUUACGCCUCCCACUAUGGAAAGGGCUACAGGAGUGGUAAAAGUUCAAAGAAGAGCUCAUCAUCGAAAAGUUCAAAGAAGUCAUCUGGAAAAGGAGGGUAUCACAGCCCACCGCAACAGUCAGGAGGAGGUCACACACCAACCCAACCAUCGCAUCCAGUCCAGCCACCUCAUCCGAGUCCAACUAACCGUCCAACAACUCCUCCCCCAAGUUCCAAUCGCCCCGUAGCGAGUAGUGAUGACGGAGGAGACAGACCACCAGUUGGGUCACCUACAAGGCCUCCAAACACAAUUGAAUGCGACGUUGAUAGUCUACUGAGCUCAUAUGCUAUUGAGUACACUCUAGAAAUUACUGCUGGCGACAUCCCAUCCCCAGACGACUACAGAGAUCUUGCAGUAGUGGUGGAACGAUAUAUUUCAGAGUAUUUGACAAGUCAGUUUAGUGGAUCGAACACAGUAAUGAUGACUGGUGUCACAAGCAUCACAGGCGACCUUAAUUUCCAGUCUCCAGUUGUAUUUGCAGAGUAUGAAUCCAGGGCUUGUUUUCGCCGAGGGUCGGACGUGCCGAGUCUUCAGGCUUUGGACACUGCACGUGCUGGCAUGCUAAGCACUCAACAAGAUCAAGAUUUAUUCAUUUCAGCAAUCCAAACUUUGCUUCCCACAGGAAAUAUCUUCAAGUCAAGUCUCGUUGGUGUUGAAUUCGAGAAUCUUCCAAGUGCAUCGCGACUGGAUGGCGGAAGUGGCAGUGCCGCCGUUCUUGCAUCAGCAAUCGCAGGGUGCACCAUGCUAGCAGCUGGAAUAUUCUUGUAUAAACGCCAAAGAUUACCUGGGGGUGGCUACAUCGCUGACACAAAGCCAACAUCAAAGCUCGACGAAGGCGGAGGAUCGACAGUCGCGGGUGAAACGUUUACAGGUGAAUCGUUUGCUACGGAAUCGAUACGCUCCCAUGCAACACCUCCAAAGGUGUCACCAAGGAUCCCACCAAAGCUUCCACGUAGAGCGGCGUUGUUGCUGCAAGAAGUGCAACGGAACUCAUCUAUGAUAAACAAAUCAGAGGGGGUUAACCUGUCCCCGCGUGCCAGUCUGAUGGAUUCGGAGAGCCCCACAUCAUGGAGCUCUGUUGCAAUAUCAAGAGAAACCUGGAAGAGGGAACUUGAAGAGGAACCAGCUUCUGCACCUUCGGAGAGUAGAAGAAUAGCCAAUUCCAUGUCGAAGUACGACGCGUUCCUGGAGGACUCGGACGAGGAUGACUGUUUGAAGGAUCCACAUCUAUCGAUAUAUGCGGAAGACUUGGAAGUUGCUGGAGAAUCCACGGAAGCACAAACAGAUCUUGAUAUAGAAAGUACACCGCAGUACUCGAUGGAUGAAAUCGAGGAGAUGCUUUCACACCCAAUAUGA
Messenger RNA from Cylindrotheca closterium, 1593 nucleotides. Lineage: Eukaryota; Bacillariophyta; Bacillariophyceae; Bacillariales; Bacillariaceae. The record is from the annotation of a GenBank genome assembly.